AUGCAGGAGAUCAGCCUCGAUGACCCCGCGCCACCGCCACCGCCACCGCCACCGCCACCGCCACCUCCAGAGCCGCCCGCCCCUGACAGCGCCAACGCCAACGAUGCCAUACCACCGCCCACCGCCACAACCCACCAACAACCGCCACCACCAGCUUCGGCCGAGGCCGAUCUCGAGCGGGCCAUGGGCGGCCCAAGCGCGCCGCCAGCCGCGGACGCUGACGCCAAGAAAUUCGAAGAAUUCGACGACUUUGACCAGAGCGCCGAUGAAGCAAAGAAGAAGAGGCUGGGGGACGAAGAGCAGGGCGAAGCCGACGAGGUCGAGCGGGUGCCCGAGCGGUGGCGGCUGGGCCAGGAGCUGGGCCUGACCAAAAUCGGUGCGCUGUUCUGGGUCAUGGUGCUGGUCAUUCCCAAUGCCUUCAUCCUGCUCCUGCUCCUGAUCCCGCUCGGCGAGCCCGAUGCGGUGUUCGACCGACACGGGGCGUGGCCGUUCAUCUUCUUCGUCAACCCGCUCAUCAUGGCCCUCGUGGCCUACCUCCAGCUCACCCCCUACUGGGGCGCACACGGCGACGAACGACCCUUCACCCUCUUCCCCGAAAAAUUGCCGAUCAUGGCGGCGGUGUACGUGUUGGAGCUGGUGGUGAUUCUGGCGCUGGUGCUGCUGUUCGACUUCUUCAGCUUCAUCGGCCUCGUGUCCCUCGGCAUCUCCUUCCUCGUCGCCUUCUUCGGGACUUGGGUAUGGCAACGACUGAAGAGAAAUGAGGCGCUGCUGGUGCUGUACCGAAAGUACAUGAAGAUUGUGACGCUGCUGUACAUUCACUUGGUCAUCUUGGCCAUCUACGUCAUCCUCUUCCGCGAACUGCCGGCCAACCUGCAGUCUGUGCUCACCUUCGCCCUCUCGAUCGUCGUCUUCAUCAACCGAAAGAUCAUGCUGUCGUUCACCGAUCCAUUUCCUAUUGAACUGGCAAUGCUCAUCUCCGGCUUCUGGAUCAACAAUGUGAGCGACAUGUUCCAAACGCUGGCCUUCCCCAAUGUGAAGGAUCCCAUCACGUUCCUCUACAUUUGGCUCAUCAACUUUGUGGGCGACGUCGCUAACCUCAUCUUCCUCACUUCUAUUUGGUUCAGGUUCCGCGUGUGGAUCAAAGCGGUGCAGUGUUUCAUCGUCAUCGUCUUCAUCUUCAUCAUCGUGCUGCAAGGCAAGUGUAGGCGGAUGCCAAAGCCAGACUUCGAGGACACCAACCCCAACGAACGCGGCCACUCCAACAACCGACCCGGUUAUCGACGGCGACAGGCGCGAUUCUACUUCUGGCGAAUCACGAGCAAGUUGGUGGCGAUCGCAUUCUACUUCACCGUGAGCCUCGUGCUGCGCUACUACGACACCAACAACCAAUACUUCAACUUUUCCAACGACCCCUACACCAUCAUCACCUCGUCCGAAGGCAAGCACCCAAAUGUGUUGUCGGGAUCCGACUACGCCAACAGCAUCAUCUACGCGUCAUGCAACUUCGUGGUGACCCUGCUCGCGGGCCUGAUGGGCUACGCGCUGCUGCGCUGGCACUGGCGCGAGGUCUUCCGGCAGCUGGCGCCCAUCGCGCGCACGCUGGCGCACAACCACACCUUCAUCGGGUUCAUCGCCGCCAUCAUCGCCCACAACGGGCUUCUGGCCAUCGUCUUCCUCCAGUACCACCAACGCAUCUGGUGGUACGACCUCUCCUUCAUCUGA
Acanthamoeba castellanii str. Neff is the source of this 1722-nucleotide messenger RNA. RefSeq lists its product as uncharacterized. The record is from RefSeq and is a predicted model, not a curated record. The coding region runs from base 1 to 1722 and encodes 573 amino acids. The transcript is spliced from 9 exons. Lineage: Eukaryota; Discosea; Longamoebia; Acanthamoebidae.